UAUUUGCGCUGUAUUGGUUCUUACGUCGUUUACAUUCCGAGAGCAGUUAGUCAGUGAAAGCUUGUUCACCAUUUCUGACGUACGUUUAAGAUGUGGUUAACAGUACUCGUGGUAAUAUUGAUUAUCGUUAUUUUACUGUACUUGGACACACUAAAGCCUAAAAAAUUUCCUCCUGGUCCAAAAUGGUUACCGAUUGUUGGAAGCGCUCUAGAAGUUAACAAAAUUCGAGAAAAGACCAAAUAUCUUUAUAAAAGUUUUAAGGAGCUAUCCAAGCUUUACAGUAAAGAUGGACACUUGCUUGGUCUGAAAAUUGGAAAAGAUCGUAUAGUAAUGGUAAACACCGUGGAAGCUAAUAAAGAAAUGCUUUAUAAUGAAGACAUUGAUGGACGGCCAAAAGGGAUAUUCUAUCAAACCAGAACGUGGGGUGAAAGAAAAGGCGUUCUAUUGACCGAUGGUGAACUUUGGAAAGAACAAAGAAAAUUUCUUAUUAAGCAUCUCAAGGAAUUUGGCUUUGGAAGAAAAGGUAUGAGUGAAAUAGCAUUUUCUGAAGCUGGUCAUAUGGUUAACGAUAUUUUGGAAAUUUUGGACAAUAAAGACAGUGCCAUACUUCCAAUGCACAAUUUCUUUAGCACUUAUAUUUUGAACACCUUAUGGACAAUGAUGGCUGGCAUUAGGUACAAGCCAAGUGAUCCUCGGAUGGUACUGUUACAAGCUAUUUUAUUUGAACUAUUCUCAGCAAUCGAUAUGGUUGGGUGUCCUUUCAGUCAUUUUCCUGUACUGUCCAUCAUAGCCCCGAAGUCGUCGGGGUACACGGACUUUGUGAGAAUACAUAAAAGAAUUUGGCAAUUUCUACGUGAUGAGAUAGCUGUGCAUAAAAUGAGAUUUGACCCUAAUAAAGAAGACAAAGAUUUUAUGGAUGUUUAUGUGAGGGCACUGAGGGAAUACGGCGAGGUUAACACGUAUUCUGAAGGACAAUUAGUUGCGACCUGCCUCGACAUGUUUAUGGCCGGGACGGAAACGACAAAUAAAAGUAUGAGUUUUGCUUUUAGCUACCUAGUAAGAGAACAAGAAGUUCAGAAAAAAGCACAAGAAGAAAUAGAUAGAGUUGUUGGGAAUCGACAGCCUUGCCUUGAUGAUCGACCAAACAUGCCCUACAACGAAGCAUUGGUACAUGAAUGCAUCCGUCAUUUUAUGGGCAGGACGUUUGGAGUACCGCAUCGAGCUUUACGAAAUACGACCUUAGCAGGAUACAACAUACCUCAAGACACGAUGGUUGUUAGCAAUUUUCCAAAUAUACUAAUGGACGAAGUUCUUUUUCCCGAACCUUAUAGUUUUAAUCCAGACCGGUUUAUUAGUAAUGGCAAGCUUUGUCUUCCUGACUACUUCUUUCCCUUUGGCCUAUCGAAGCAUCGGUGCAUGGGCGAUGUUCUAGCAAAAUGCAAUAUAUUCAUGCUGACAACGACUAUUUUGCAAAGUUUCUCAUUAUUACCUGCACCAGGGGAACCUUUGCCAUCUCUGGAACAUGUGGAUGGAGCUACAGCAUCAGCCGCGCCAUUUAACGCUCUUGUGGUACGCAGAAAAACUGAGUGAAUUUGUGAUACUUCUAAUACUUUUAACAUAAAGAAAUAACGACAUAUGUACUGUUACAUAAAGAAAUAUGUACUGUUUUCUUUUUAAAUAUAUGUUUUUAUCUAAAGCAUGAUUCAAACAAUACAAAGAAAUUCAAAUAAUGUCAGCAAAUCGAAAAUUCUCGAUAAAAAAUUUGAAAACCGAAUAUACGAUGAAGGUUAAUGCCUGUUAAUUUGCUUGAAACGAUACAUUGAAACGUAAUUUAAAUAGUCAAAAAACAAAGAAGAGAACUACGAGGCUAAAUUAUUAUUUUACAAAUUGUGUGUAACUAAAAAGAAAAUUAAGAUGAGGUUGUAUAGCAAGACACAUAUGUAACUUUUUACCUAAACGAAAUUUGUUAAUAAAUAUAUGGGCACCUAAAUAUGAUUGUAUCAAAAAUGGAACUUCAUAAUUGUAACGCGAUUGAAGUAUAAUCGGUAUUACGAAAAAUAUUUUACAGUAUUGUAUGAAUACCGAAAAUAAAACGAGUAUGUUGUCCAUCCCUAAUGCUGGUUACGUUGUAUCUUACCUUUAAUACGGUUUAAUGUUAUACUAAAAAGGCAAUAUUCAUAAGAUAUCUUAAGAUUAUGUUUAUAAGGUUACG
Molecule: messenger RNA, 2212 nt
Organism: Vanessa atalanta (red admiral)
Lineage: Eukaryota; Metazoa; Arthropoda; Insecta; Lepidoptera; Nymphalidae
Gene: Cyp303a1
Product: probable cytochrome P450 303a1
Exons: 4
Coding region: 91-1590 (499 amino acids)
Molecular function (GO): iron ion binding; heme binding; oxidoreductase activity, acting on paired donors, with incorporation or reduction of molecular oxygen
Source: RefSeq, a predicted model, not a curated record